This is a messenger RNA of Balearica regulorum gibbericeps (East African grey crowned-crane), 1461 nucleotides long. NCBI's taxonomy places the organism in Eukaryota, Metazoa, Chordata, Aves, Gruiformes, Gruidae. The record is from RefSeq and is a predicted model, not a curated record.
AUGGCCGUGAGCCCCAGGCUGCGGGAGGAGGUGGGCACUGUUCCCCUGGGGCCCCUGUUCGUGGCGGGAAAUGAGCAAGUGUCUGUGUUUUCACGUGCCUUUUCAUCCUGCGCCUCUCCCACAACAGCCUUCAGUUACAGAAAAGCUCCACCUCCCAUCCCUCCAGGAACCAAAGCCAAACCCCUCAUCUCCGUCACGGCGCAGAGCAGCACCGAGUCCACCCAUGAGAGCUACCUGCCUGGCGAGGUUGCCCGCAGCCCCACCUGGUCCAAAGAUGCCGAGACCCGCUGCAACUCGCCCCGCUGCAACUCGGCCGAGAGCCUGGAGAGCUCCAAGGUGACGGCCGUGGCCCUUGACCUGCCUCCGGUCCAGCCCCGCACCGCUCCCAAGCCCUCCACACUCAUCAUCAAGGCCAUCCCUGGCCGGGAGGAGCUGAGGAGCUUGGCUCGGCAGCGGAAGUGGCGCCCCUCCAUUGGCGUCCAGGUCGAGGCCAUCUCUGACUCGGACACGGAGAGCCGGAGCCAGAGGGAGUUCCACUCCAUCGGGGUGCAGGUGGAAGAGGACAAAAGGCGAGCACGCUUCAAGCGCUCCAACAGCGUGACGGCAGGCGUGCAGGCAGACCUGGAGCUGGAGGGCUUCGCCGGCCUGGCCGUGGCCACCGAGGACAAAGCCCUGCAGUUCGGGCGCCCCUUCCAGCGGCACUCCUCAGAGCCGGAGUCCGGCCGGCAGUACGCGGUGUACAAGACGGUGCACACGCAGGGGCAAUGGGCGUACCGGGAGGACUACCAGCUGCAGUACGACACGGUGGAGGUGCCCCGGCGGGAUGCCUGGAUGGAGCGGGGCUCCCGCAGCCUCCCCGACUCCGGCCGUGCCUCCCCCUGCCACCGCGACGGGGAAUGGUUCAUCAAACUGCUGCAGGCGGAGGUGGAGAAGAUGGAGGGCUGGUGCCAGCAGAUGGAGAGGGAGGCUGAGGACUAUGACCUGCCGGAGGAGAUCCUGGAGAAGAUCCGGAGCGCCGUGGGCAGCGCCCAGCUCCUCAUGUCCCAGAAGGUGCAGCAGUUUUACCGCCUCUGCCAGCAGAACAUGGAUCCCAACGCGUUCCCUGUGCCCACCUUCCAAGACCUGGCCGGCUUUUGGGACCUCCUGCAGCUCUCCAUCGAGGACGUCAGCAUGAAGUUCGCGGAGCUCCAGCAGCUCAAGGCCAAUGGGUGGAAGAUCGUGGAGCCUAAGGUAAGGGCAGGGCUCUGCCGCUGGCACUUGUCCCCUGUCACCUCUCGCCCGCCGCGCUCCAAGGUGCACCCGGUGAAGGAGCGCUCCCUGGACUCAGUGGACCGGCAGCGGCAGGAGGCCCGCAAGCGGCUCCUGGCAGCCAAGCGAGCUGCCUCCUUCCGCCAGAGCUCUGCCACCGAGAGUGCGGACAGCAUCGAGAUCUACAUCCCCGAGGCGCAGACCCGGCUGUGA